Molecule: messenger RNA, 1365 nt
Organism: Strongylocentrotus purpuratus (purple sea urchin)
Lineage: Eukaryota; Metazoa; Echinodermata; Echinoidea; Camarodonta; Strongylocentrotidae
Product: putative GPI-anchored protein pfl2
Exons: 4
Coding region: 1-1365 (454 amino acids)
Source: RefSeq, a predicted model, not a curated record
AUGCGAAGCGGCAACCGGCACACUCUUCCUGGCCGAGAUGUUAAUAUGGGAACAACACCGGAAACAGCCCGAGGAACAACACCAGGUACAACACCUCGAACCACUUCAUCAACAACACCAGUAACAACACCAGGCACAACACCUCGAACCACUUCAUCAACAACACCAGUAACAACACCAGGCACAACACCUCGAACCACUUCAUCAACAACACCAGUAACAACACCAGGCACAACACCUCGAACUACUUCAUCAACAACACCAGUAACAACACCAGGCACAACAUCUCGAACCACUGCAUCAACAACACCAGUAACAACACCAGGCACAACACCUCGAACCACUUCAUCAACAACACCAGUAACAACACCAGGCACAACACCUCGAACUACUUCAUCAACAACACCAGUAACAACACCAGGCACAACAUCUCGAACCACUGCAUCAACAACACCAGUAACAACACCAGGCACAACACCUCGAACCACUUCAUCAACAACACCAGUAACACGAACCACUUCAUCAACAACACCAGUAACAACACCAGGCACAACAUCUCGAACCACUGCAUCAACAACACCAGUAACAACACCAGGCACAACACCUCGAAUCACUUCAUCAACAACACCAGUAACAACACCAGGCACAACACCUCGAACCACUUCAUCAACAACACCAGUAACAACACCAGGCACAACACCUCGAACUACUUCAUCAACAACACCAGUAACAACACCAGGCACAACAUCUCGAACCACUGCAUCAACAACACCAGUAACAACACCAAGCACAACACCUCCAACCACUUUAUCAACAACACCAGUAACAACAUCAGGCACAACACUUCGAACCACUCCAGCAACAACACCAGUAACAACUAACAACACCAGGCACAACACCUCAAACCACUCCAGCAACAACACCAGUAACAGCACCAGGCACAACACCUCGAACCACUUUAUCAACAACACCAGUAACAACACUAGGCACAACACUUCGAACCACUCGAGCAACAACACCAGUAACAACGCCAGGCACAACACCUCGAACCACUCCAUCAACAACACCAGUAACAACACCAGGCACAACACCUCAAACCACUUCAUCAACAACACCAGUAACAAUACCAGGCACAACACCUCGAACCACUCCGUCAACAACACCAGUAACAACACCAGGCACAACACCUCGAACCACUUCAUCAACAACACCAGUAACAACGCCAGGCACAACACCUCGAACCACUCCAUCAACAACACCAGUAACAACACCAGGCACAACACCUCGAACCACUCCAUCAACAACACCAGUAACAACACCAGGCACAACACCUCGAACCAACACCCCCGGAUCUACAACAGCUAG